Molecule: messenger RNA, 2027 nt
Organism: Chiloscyllium plagiosum (whitespotted bambooshark)
Lineage: Eukaryota; Metazoa; Chordata; Chondrichthyes; Orectolobiformes; Hemiscylliidae
Product: tubulin beta-4B chain-like
Biological process (GO): microtubule-based process
Cellular component (GO): microtubule
Molecular function (GO): GTP binding; GTPase activity; structural constituent of cytoskeleton
Source: RefSeq, a predicted model, not a curated record
AGUAGAGAGGUUAGGGCGGAGGUAGAAACAUGAGAGAGAUUGUGCACCUUCAGGCAGGCCAAUGUGGCAACCAGAUCGGAGCCAAGUUCUGGGAAGUCAUCAGUGAUGAACACGGCAUUGAUCCCACUGGAGCCUACCAUGGAGACAGUGAUCUGCAGCUUGAGAGAAUCAAUGUGUAUUAUAAUGAGGCUACAGGUGGUAAAUACGUACCCCGAGCAAUCCUUAUGGAUUUGGAGCCUGGUACUAUGGAUUCUGUUCGCUCAGGACCCUUUGGGCAGAUUUUCAGACCAGAUAACUUUGUGUUUGGACAGAGUGGUGCUGGUAACAAUUGGGCCAAAGGACAUUACACUGAUGGAGCUGAAUUAAUUGACUCUGUUCUGGAUGUGGUGAGAAAGGAGGCUGAGGGAUGUGAUUGCCUGCAGGGAUUCCAGCUAACCCACUCGUUGGGUGGUGGUACUGGCUCUGGCAUGGGUACACUCCUUAUCAGUAAAAUCCGUGAAGAAUAUCCUGACAGAAUUAUGAAUACUUUCAGUGUUGUGCCUUCACCAAAAGUGUCAGACACGGUAGUAGAACCUUAUAAUGCCACCUUGUCUGUCCAUCAGCUUGUAGAGAACACUGAUGAAACCUUCUGUAUUGACAAUGAGGCUCUGUAUGACAUAUGUUUCCAUACCCUUAAACUGACAACGCCAACUUAUGGUGAUUUGAAUCACCUAAUGUCAGCUACCAUGAGCGGUGUAACAACCUGUCUGCGUUUCCCUGGUCAGCUCAAUGCUGACCUGCGUAAACUAGCAGUGAACAUGGUGCCUUUCCCCCGACUGCAUUUCUUCAUGACAGGCUUUGCUCCUUUGACCAGCCGUGGCAGCCAGCAAUACCGUGCCCUCACAGUACCUGAGCUUACCCAACAGAUGUUUGAUGCCAAAAACAUGAUGGCAGCCUGUGACCCUCGACACGGCCGCUACCUGACUGUUGCUGCCAUUUUCCGAGGACGCAUGUCCAUGAAAGAGGUGGAUGAACAGAUGUUGAAUGUCCAAAACAAAAACAGCACAUACUUUGUUGAAUGGAUUCCCAAUAAUGUUAAGACAGCUGUUUGUGAUAUCCCACCUAGAGGCCUCAAGAUGUCUGCCACCUUUAUUGGCAACAGUACAGCCAUCCAGGAGCUGUUUAAACGCAUCUCUGAGCAGUUUACUGCCAUGUUCCGGAGGAAAGCCUUCUUGCAUUGGUACACUGGUGAGGGCAUGGAUGAGAUGGAGUUUACUGAGGCUGAGAGUAACAUGAAUGACCUGGUUUCUGAGUACCAGCAAUAUCAGGAUGCUACAGUUGGAGAUGAAGGUGAAUUUGAGGAGGAGGGUGAAGAAGAGGCUGCAUAAAUAAAAAGACUUGUAUAUUGUGAACUUCUAAACAUGUUUUCUUUGUUACAUUAAGACCUGUUUCUGAAGUUUGUCUAUUUUCCCGUUCUGUGGUUUUGUAUCUUCUGAUUUUUUUUUAAACUACUGGUUUUUAUUCGAAUAAAAAUUGUUGAUAGUAAUUUAAUUUAUAUAUUUUCUCUCCAUGUUUUCGAUUUAGAGCAUGUAAAACAUAAAAGAUCCUGGAGUUGUACAUGAUAUAAUUUCACAAUGUACACGUGAGAUUACUAUGUUGGCCAGACUGCAUUUUUUUUUUCUCUAACUCCCACACUGCCACCUAACAGCAAAAGUGCUUAUUUUUCCCCAGCACUCAUGUGUGCGCAGGUGUAUGACACAGUGAAUGAACAAUGUGUGCAUAAAACUUCAUUCAUAUUCCACCAUCAGGAAGAAAGGAAAUACCGUGUGGGCAGUGAUGCAUUGUGUACCUCAACAAAGGGUAGUACUGAGUGAACACAGCAUUACAUUUAGUUGACACCAAUCAAUGAGAAAUAAUUUUGCUAAAUGGCUUUCAGCUGCUACUUAUUUUUUGUAACAUUCUUGCACCCAGUCGAUGAACAGCUCUUAUGGUGCAGUGGUUUGUUUUUAGAUAUUUUUAUUGAAAAUUUUAACAUGUUUUAACAAGUU